UGUCCGGUGAACGCGGACCAGCAGGAGCGGACCCUGCUGACGGGCGUGUUCAGCGUCAGGAAGGGCAAGACCCAGCUGCACAAGUGGGCAGAGCGCCAGGUCCUCCUGUGUGGCACCUGUCUGAUUGUGGCCUCUGUCAAAGACAGCCUGACGGGGAAGAUGCACAUCCUGCCUCUGGUGGGGGGAAAGGUGAGGGGUUAGAGGUCAGGGGUUGGAGAGACGUUGUUUUCCAAGCCCAUGCAUUCCCCAGGGGUCAAAGAGAGACAGAAACAACAGCAGAUCACAGAUACAACAACACAGCUGGGACUGACAGACGGACAGAGGGGAUGCACUGUACAGUACAAUGAGAAGGGAGCAAAUACAGAAAUACACACAUACAAACACACACUAGUACACACACACACACACACAUAUUGGCUGUGUUUACACAGGCAGCUCAAUUCUGAUCUUUUGCCCAAUUAUUGGCAAAUGAGCUGAUCUGAUUGGUCAAAAGACCAAUUAGUUUGAAAAAAAUAUCAGAAUUGGGCUGCCUGUGUAAAUGCAGCCAUAGACAUGCACAUUCAGGCACACUUAAGCACAUGUGUCUCUGCCUAAUAUGGACAGAGCCAGUAGGCACCAUAAUGCCGUUUUGUAAUUUAUUGGGAACAUCAGUGGAUGUCUUUGUCUGGCCUCCUCACCCUUUCUGUUCUGUAUGUUCAGGUGGAGGAGGUGAAGAGGAGACAGCACUGUCUGAUGUUCAGCUCAGCUGGACCCCAGGCCCAGACAUACUUUGUUAACUUCGACACACUGGCAGACUAUCAGAGGUGGCAUCGGCAGGCUUCAAAAGUAAGUAUGUGUUUACUUGUCAGAGUUGUUAUGUAGGAGAAUCUGUGUGCCAGAGCUUUGUGUAUGUUUUCUCUGAUAAAUUAUGCAAGGUCUCUGUCAGGGCACACAGUGAGGGGUGGUCCUGGUUGGUUCCUCUGGGCUGGGAAUCAUAGUGCUGAGAGGGCAGAGUUACCCAGAGUGCACACUGCCUGGUCUGUCAUCCAAUCAGAGUCCUGCUGUGGAGCACAGGUGACCUCUCUGAUUGGCUCUACAGUGACUACAGAGGACCAGCAGUGUCUGGCUUUGAUUAAACAACUGGCUAGGAGGGUGCAUGGGUCAUUGAUUGUAUCUGUGUGUACUGUGUGUGUCUGUGUGCUUGCACAUGGGACUCAGUACAACUAUAUGACGUUAGUAUCCUCAGUCCCUCUCUCUGUCCCUCCCGGACUGCUCUGCUCCUCUCGCUGUGCCUCUACUUUCCUAAUUAAUGGCCAUUAUGUCCCAGAACCUUACUGGGCCCUAACCAGCUCUGUGAAUGCCUCCACCCAGGCAGAGCAGGCACACAAUGAGCCGUGGAGAAAAAAGGCAACUGAAAAAUGAAAAUCCAAUUAGUAGUAGAUCCAUGCUAAGUCAAGGAGCUCUCUCUAACUCUCUCUCGCUCUCUCUCUCCCCCUACCUACCACUGUGGUGCGGAACACUGAGCUGGACUGGGGAGCAGUUAGACAUCAGAGGUUCCUAUGGCGACAUGAUUGGCUGGAGAUGAAGACAGAGAGAGAAAUAGAGAGAGAUGCAGGAGGAGUGACAGAGAAGAGGCUUUGAGAUGAAGGCAGAGAUGUAUGAGGAGCAGAGAGGGGUGGUGCUUGAGAUGAAGAGAGGGAGAGGACUGGAGGGGCAGAGAGAGAUGAGGGGAGGAGAAUUAGAGGAAGGGUGGAUGAGAUGGUGGAUUUGGGGCAAUACUCAUGCCAGGCUGGACACAACCAAGCCCUUGUUGUAGUGUAUUUGUGCUAAUGUGUUUCAUUUUGUGUUUGUUUCAGCGUGUGUGUUUGUGCGUGUGUGUGUUUCUGAAUCAGUGAGGGGGGGAUGGGGUUGUUGUGGUGUUUUCUGUGUGAUGGGGGCUGUGCUGGCUGGCUAAUGGCUCCUUGCUCUAACAGUGGCCUGUAUGUGAGUAGCUGGGCCUGGUGAGUGGCCUUGUGGCGUGCCCAGGUCCUUCCCAGACAGAAAGGCUUGGAGGCUGUCUGAAUGGAUACAGUAGAAGGGGGUCAUCUUCCACUAUAGGGAGGAGGGGGUCAUUUUCCACAGCCACACACACUGGGCAUCAAGCGCUCCCCCUGCUGCCUAGCUAGCUUCUUUACCCACAGGCUGUUCUCCUCUCUCAGUCCAGUCUACAUGUAGGACACUACCCCCAGCCUUUCUCUCUGUCUCUUUCAAUUUCAAUUUCUCUUUCAUCUCUCUCUCAUUUCUCUCUUUCUCUCUCUCUUCAUCUGUCUCUCUCUGACCCGCCCUCGAUGGCCUUUUAAAAGCUAGCUGAUGAGAACUCUAAGAUUUGUCUUUGUUUAUCCCUAAAAGCAAUGAUGUGACGACGUGCUCUGCUCAGCAACCAUCCUAUUUUCUGGGGUGUUGCACAGUAUGCGGUCCUGUGGUGGAUUGAAGCGAGCAUGUUUUCAGACUGAGAAAUGUAUUAAAGCUACUACCCCCAGACAGACAGUGUCCUCCAUGUGCUGACGACUAUCUUUUCAGAGCUGAAGUGCUGUUCAGCUGCAUUCUGCACAUGUAGAUAAGUGAGCCAUGACUGUAUGAGCAUAGCCAAUGAAAAUCAAUGGCGGGACAGGGAGUGCUGAACAAUACAAAAAAUCAGAUAUACUCAGGGGUGAAAGUAAGCCAGUGCGGUCCAGUACGGAGUACCGGCAAAAUAAAUAGUGGGGGUAAGCCGUACCGGUAAAACAUGAGCCUAUCACAAUAAUUAAAAGAGAUUUCAAGAAAACUGUAGGCUAUCACACUAUCAUUAGUCGUGUGAAAAAUGUGCGAAUAGACUUGAAGAGGUGUUGAAUAGCCUACGCUCGAAGUGCGGUGGGGUUCGACAAUAACACUGAAAUUUUGCCAAUGCAGAGAUGAGUGGCCAAGACCGAGAUGCGCACGGACAGCAGUGUACACAUACAUUCAGGUUACAAGACUUGUGUAGGCCUAAUGAAUGACAAUCACAGAAUGCCAUUCAUAAGACUUUGGUGUUUUGUAACUGAUGUCUCUUUGCAUUGAUCAAAUGGCGGGUGCACAGUGCACUGUAUGGAGGCCGGAAUUAUUUUGGAAUAGUUGGAAUAGUAACGGAAGUCUGGACACUGACUGUAGGCUUCAUAUGUAGCCUAUUAUAAUAUAAACUCCAGCAUAAUGAAGUGUUCCUCGCAGUAAAAUGAUAGACCAAAUGUACAUUUUUGUCUCGGGAACAGGAGUGGCGAAAUAUGAUUGGAUGCGAAUGCGUGUUUAGGGACUGGGCUGUGUAGCCUAAACGUGCAAUUUCUUUCAGCGACAUAAAAGCUGACUGGAUUCCAUUUUCAACCACAUCAAAUUUGCAUCCAAGACUAAUUGAAAUACUAUCGGAAACAUGUUGGAUCGUUUUCACAGCUUUUCAUUUAUUUUCAAAGAUUUUGUUGAGUUACAGUUCAAAUAAAGAAAUCAGUCAAUUGAAAUAAAUAAAUUAGGCCCUAAUCUAUGGAUUUCACAUGACUGGGCAGGGGCACAACCAUAGGUGGGCCUGGGAGGGAAUAGGCCCACCCACUGGGGAGCCACAAAAUGUAUUUAUUACAGACAGAAAUACUCCUCCGCACAUUUCUGGGAUCUUUUAUUUCAGCUCAUGAAACACGGGACCAGCACUUUACAUGUUGCGUUUAUAUUUUUGUUCGGUGUAGAUUGUUGAUGAUUUAUGACAUUAUUUAGGCGAGCAAGGCUUUAUUUAGUAUUCUACACGAGCAUCAAGUACCGUAAUUUUCGGACUAUAAGCCGCGCCUUUUUUCCCAAUUUUUCGACCCUGCGGCUUAUAUAACGGUGCGGCUAAUCUAUGGAUUUUUACAGCUAACGGCCACUAGAAGACCUCCUAAAUCUAUGGAUUUUACAGGUUACAGUCCACCAACUUUAACUCUAUGGGCUCUAUGACCGGUCCGCGCCCCCCACCUUUAAAAGAGGCGGGCUCCAGCAGGAAAAGCUGGAGGCCGGAAAAGAGUGAGACAGGUAGCGCGCAAAAGUAAAAGUGGAACCGAGAGUGGUACGAGAGACAGAACGAGAGACAGAACGAGAGCAAGACAGACAGACAUUACGAGAGCGAGACAGUUUGUGCAAAGGAAGUUUUCAUGCACAAACCCUCAUUAUGGAAAACAAACGUAGAAAUGCAUAUGAUGCAGCUUUUAAGUUAAAGGCAGUUAAUCUGGCUGUCAAAACAUCCACGAUCAUUAACGGGUUCCGAAAGGCUGGACUGCUGCGUGAUGAAGAGGAGGACGCCGCCACAGCUGAGGCCCUUCAGAGGCUGUUCGAUUCCGACAGUGACGAAGAGGAGUUCGUUGGUUUUGAGAGCGACAACGAAGGAGAGAGGAGAGUGGCUGACGAAGCCACCCUGAGCCUGUUCGUUUCCGACACUGAAGAUGAGGACUUUGGUGGUUUUAGUACGCAGGAAGAAGACGGAGAUGAGGAUUAAUGAUUUGACUUUUCUGGUUACAGCCGUGUACUGCACCUUAGCCUAAAAGAUGAAGACGAGGAUUAAUGACUUUUCUGGUAGGCUGAUUACCGUAUAUUUUAAGCAGCCGUGUUGCUGCAACUUUAGGCUUACGCGCUUACUGUCGUGUUACAGGCACUUUAUUUUGCACUUAAAAAAAAAACACAUUUAAUUUAGCCAUUGAUAUUGCCUCGUCAAGCGCUGUAAGCUUUGUUUUUUGUUAUGGUACUACUGUAGGCUAUAAUGUAGAUAAAUAUUCAAAGAUGUGCACACUUUUUCAAGGUUUUUCAAACAUAACCAAAGUUAAGUGGUUAAAUGAUUGUGACGCUAUUAACUAAUUUUGCUGGGGAACCCCUAGCACUCCCUCAGGACCACUGUUGAAAACCACUGCUUGCUGGACUUGACAUACCCCCAAAGACAUUCCCCAUUGCACGACUAUACAGUCUACUUUUUCAGAGCUGAAGGAAAUGUGUUGGGGCUGCAUUCGCACUGUGUCGUGGGGGAACAAGUAUUUGAUACACUGCCUUUUUUGCAGGUUUUCCUCUUACAAAGAGUAGGGGUUUCUGAAUUUUUUAUCAAGGUACACUUAAAAUGUGAGAGACGGAAUCUAAAACAAACAUCCAGAAAAUCACAUUGUAUGAUUUUUAAGUAAUUAAUUUGCAUUUUAUUGCAUGACAUAAUUAUUUGAUACAUCAGAAAAGCAGAACUUAAUAUUUGGUACAGAAACCUUUGUUUGCAAUUACAGAGAUCAUACGUUUCCUGUAGGUCUUGACCAGGUUUGCACACACUGCAGCAGGGAUUUUGGCCCACUCCUCCAUACAGACCUUCUCCAGAUCCUUCAGGUUUCGGGGCUGUCGCUGGGCAAUACAGACUUUCAGCUCCCUCCAAAGAUUUUCUAUUGGGUUCAGGUCUGAAGACUGGCUAGGCCACUCCAGGACCUUGAGAUGCUUCUUACGGAGCCACUCCUUAGUUGCCCUGGCUGUGUGUUUCGGGUCGUUGUCAUGAUGGAAGACCCAGCCACGACCCAUCUUCAAUGCUCUUACUGAGGGAAGGAGGUUGUUGGCCAAGAUCUCGUGAUACAUGGCUCCAUCCAUCCUCCCCUCAAUACGGUGCAGUCGUCCUGUCCCCUUUGCAGAAAAGCAUCCCCAAAGAAUGAUGUUUCCACCUCCAUGCUUCACGGUUGGGAUGGUGUUCUUGGGGUUGUACUCAUCCUUCUUCUUCCUCCAAACACGGCGAGUGGAGUUUAGACCAAAAAGCUCUAUUUUUGUCUCAUCAGACCACAUGACCUUCUCCCAUUCCUCCUCUGGAUCAUCCAGAUGGUCAUUGGCAAACUUCAGACAGGCCUGGACAUGCGCUGGCUUGAGCAGGGGGACCUUGCGUGCGCUGCAGGAUUUUAAUCCAUGACGGCGUAGUGUGUUACUAAUGGUUUUCUUUGAGACUGUGGUCCCAGCUCUCUUCAGGUCAUUGAGCAGGUCCUGCCGUGUAGUUCUGGGCUGAUCCCUCACCUUCCUCAUGAUCAUUGAUGCCCCACGAGGUGAGAUCUUGCAUGGAGCCCCAGACCGAGGGUGAUUGACCGUCAUCUUGAACUUCUUCUAUUUUCUAAUAAUUGUGCCAACAGUUGUUGCCUUCUCACCAAGCUGCUUGCCUAUUGUCCUGUAGCCCAUCCCAGCCUUGUGCAGGUCUACAAUUUUAUCCCUGAUGUCCUUAAACAGCUCUCUGGUCUUGGCCAUUGUGGAGAGGAUGGAGUCUGUUUGAUUGAGUGUGUGGACAGGUGUCUUUUAUACAGGUAACGAGUUCAAACAGGUGCAGUUAAUACAGGUAAUGAGUGGAGAACAGGAGGGCUUCUUAAAGAAAAACGAACAGGUCUGUGAGAGCCGGAAUUCUUACUGGUUGGUAGGUGAUCAAAUAAUUAUGUCAUGCAAUAAAAUGCUAAUUAAUUACUUAAAAAUCAUACAAUGUGAUUUUCUGGAUUUUUGUUUUAAAUUCUGUCUCUCACAGUUGAAGUGUACCUAUGAUAAAAAAGUACAGACCUCUACAUGCUUUGUAAGUAGGAAAACCUGCAAAAUCGGCAGUGUAUCAAAUACUUGUUCUCCCCACUGUAAGUGAGCCAUGACUGUAUGAGCAUAGCCAAUGAAAAGCAAUGGCGGGACAGGGAGUGCUGAACAAUACAAAAAAUCAGAUAUACUCAGGGGUGAAAGUAAGCCAGUGCGGUCCAGUACAGAGUACCGGCAAAAUAAAUAGUGGGGGUAAGCCGUACCGGUAAAACAUGAGCCUAUCACAAGAAUUAAAACAGAUUUCAAGAAAACUGUAGGCUAUUACACUAUCAUUAGUCAUGUGAAAAAUUAGCGAAUAGACUUGAAGAGGUGUUGAAUAGCCAACGCUCGAAGUGCGGUGUGGUUCGACAAUAACACUGAAAUUUUGCCAAUGCAGAUAUGAGUGGCCAAGACCGAGAUUCGCACGGACAGCAGUGUACACACACAUUCAGGUUACAAGACUUGUGUAGGCCUAAUGAAUGACAAUCACAGAAUGCCAUUCAUAAGACUUUGGUGUUUUGUAACUGAUGUCUCUUUGCAUUGAUCAAAUGGCGGGUGCACAGUGCACUGUAUGGAGGCCAGAAUUAUUUUGGAAUAGUUGGAAUAGUAACGGAAGUCUGGACACUGACUGUAGGCUUCAUAUGUAGCCUAUUAUAAUAUAAACUCCAGCAGAAUGAAGUGUUCCUCGCAGUAAAAUGAUAGACCAAAUGUACAUUUUUGUCUCGGGAACAGGAGUGGCGAAAUAUGAUUGGAUGCGAAUGCGCGUUUAGGGACUGGGCUGUGUAGCCUAAACGUGCAAUUUCUUUCAGCGACAUAAAAGCUGACUGGAUUCCAUUUUCAACCACAUAAAAUGUGCAUCCAAGACUAAUUGAAAUACUAUCAGAAACAUGUUGGAUCGUUUUCACAGCUUUUCAUUUAUUUUCAAAGAUGUUGUUGAGUUACAGUUCAAAUAAGGAAAUCAGUCAAUUGAAAUAAAUUCAUUAGGCCCUAAUCUAUGGAUUUUACAUGACUGGGCAGGGGCACAACCAUAGGUGGGCCUGGGAGGGCAUAGGCCCACCCACUGGGGAGCCACAAAAUGUCUUUAUUACAGACAUAAAUACUCCUCCGCACAUUUCUGGGAUCUUAUUUCAGCUCAUGAAACAUGGGACCAGCACUUUACAUGUUCCGUUUAUAUUUUUGUUCGGUGUAGAUUGUUGAUGAUUUAUGACAUUAUUUCGGCGAGCAAGGCUUUAUUUAGUAUUCUACACGAGCAUCAAGUAAUGACAAGAGAAGCUGCAUGUACCUAAUUAUAGACACCUUGACUUACAAAUAGCCUACCAAAUGUCAGAAAUUAUAAGCAGAAAAAUAUCUAAAUGAGGCUUAAACUAUUUUCUUCUGCACCCCCCUUUCAAAUAAUCAUCACGCCGUCCCGGAGUAAAGUACGCAGGUAGCCUACAUGAGCCUUUUUAAGUAAUUGUUUGACAAUCAGAUGAAAACAUGACUAUGUUGAUGCCACAUUAAAAGGUAGGCUAAUACAUUUGAAAAGUUAAACGACAAAUCUGUACAAUUAGGCAUAGAGAUCCUAUGAAAUUCUAUAUGUAAUUGUAUGAUUAGGCCUAUAAAAAAAUGCACACAUAGGAGGUCCCAUACCGGGAAGAAAUGACAUCUACUUUCACCCCUGGAUAUACACAGCACUCACUGUGAGGAUAAUGAUUAAGUACCACACACCUCAGUGGAGUUCAUGCUGCCAACUCCUAUAGACCUCAACACUGUGUGAACAUCCUGUUUUGUUAUGGACUCACAACAUAACCUUAUCAGUAUUCCUUUAUUUAUAAUGCUCAAUAAAUCAUUCUAUAAUGCUGAAGCGUAGGAUUCCAACUUCCCUUUUGUGAAUUAAGCAUUAUUGAACCGACUCAACCUUUUUAAAUUAAAGUUGCCCGUUACUCCGUGUGUGUGUGCAAAACUCAAUUGCUCCAUGCAGGUGGUUUCUGGUCAAAACCUUGUUCUAUUAUCACUAAGCUUAAUUAAAAACCCAUUUGGAUGCAGUAAACAGUAAACGGACAUGUCCUGUGUUUGCAGGUGGUUUCUCAGACCAUCAGCCUGGUGGAUCUGUCAUGCUACAGUCUGGAGGAGGUGCCAGAGUACCUGUUCUACAGCCAGGACAUCACCCACCUCAACCUCCGACACAACUUCAUGUCCCUGCAGGGCCCCGGAGGACUGCUCAACCUCCCCAGGUAAAUGCACUCUCUCACCAGGCAGGGCAGCACACAACCACUGACACAACUUACCUAGGAAAACCCUACCUAAAAUAAGUCUGAACAUGCCUAGCGAAACCUGUAGCCCAAUACUAAACCUGCUCAGUAACACCCCUACCUCGAUACUAAAUCUUAAUCCGUCCACAGAUAAACUUGUCCUCCCUGUUACAAUGCAAUUUGUGGUAGUGUUACAACACAGUCUGACAGUUUUACCCAAAGGCAUUAUGUAAUCAUGUCAUAUGAUGUUCUACAGGUACGUACAUUGUUUAUCACAGAGCUUGUUUUAUCGUCUAGUCGGUGCUGAUAAGUUCUCCUGACCACUCGUUUGUGGUCGAUGCUCAGAGACACGGUGGUUCAGCCGGCAUAUCAUCUGGGAGGGUGAAGGGGCACUUAGCUCAGUGUCCACUCCUAUGGUACAACUGGGGCAUAUUUGAGCAAGCGGGCAUUCUCAAAGAGAUAAUGCUAUUAAAUGUUAAUUAUCUACUACCCUCUGUAGUAUUUCCUGUUGUAUGGCAAGCAUUACAGGAGGGCCGAGCUGUAAUAAGUGGUGUGUGGACGUGCAUGUGUUUAUGCGUGUGUGAAGGGCUGUGGAAAGAACACAUGAUAGAGGAUCUACUGUGCUGUGUAGCUGAGAGGAAGACAAUGUACACAUCACUGCAUCUCUCUCUUUCUCUUUCUUUCUCUCUCUCUCUGUGUGUCUGUCACUCCCUCUAUCUGUAUAUUUAGACAGAGCAGGGCUAGGGGAGUGAGGGAGGCUGAUGGAGCCUGAGGGAGGGGGUGGAGGAGGGAGGGGAUGGUUCUUCUCGGAUGCGGUCUGUGCUCUAGCAUAUGUUGUGACUCACGGCGGCCACCUCCAUCCCCCAUCCACUCUGCAUCACUUCAUUCACUAAAAUGAUUGUAUUGCUACUUAGUGUGUGUGUGUGUGUGUGUGUGAGAUGGGGUUUUGGCCAGAUGCGAAAAUGUAAAAUGUCAGCAGCCCCUAGUAACGAGGACAUAAAUUCCAAUGGAGCGAUUAUGAUGAACGAGACUGCCUGAGCCAAUGCAAUGAGCCCACAAAAUACAUCUAUUUUUAUAAUCAGACAGAAAAACUAUCUCUACGUUGAAUUACUUUUGGUCAUUCAUUGAACAUGUCAGAAAAGCCAGGUCCAGUUUUUCAAACCCUCUCUUUCUACCCAGGUUUUCCCAGCUGAAGAGCCUGAACCUUUCGCAUAACCGCCUGGGAGUGUUUCCAGAGUCUGUCUGUGAGAUCCUCACCCUGACAGAGCUCAACCUCUCCUGUAACGGCAUGAACACAGUCCCCAGACAGAUAGGUAACCUCCAGAGGUGAGACAGUCACAUACAUACACCCUAUAUCAGUCAGCCAAAAUUAUAUAUUAUUUUGAGUUUGGCAUAGAUUACAUGCUAACAUUCCCACUCUAGCUGUGUUAGGUAGGGUGUAAUUCCAUGAUGGUCAAUAUGAGUAUCAGUUCCUCUAUGUACUGGAUGUUGGGUUGGACAUUUUGUGCUGCUCAGUGCUGUGUGCAGUACUCUCCCCUCUGCUCGCCUUUCUGGCCACAUGAGCCCACAUGCUCAUCUUAGCAGUGAAUCAUUAUCGAGCAUGUUCUCUGUGUGUGUUUUUUUUGUUUUGUUAAUUGAACCAGUGAACUGCAUUAAGUUCAGCUGUUUGUUGUUAUGCAGUCAGAUUAAAUAAAGCUUUAAAAUCAGGCCACUUUUCAUGCUCUCAGCUCACUUACUGCAGCAUGAUGCUUAAUAUAGAAUGAUUUCAAAUAUACAAACACUGACAUUUUCACCUCUUCUUAUGGAAUGCCAAACAGUUGUGUAUCCUCAGAAAACAGAGAUGAAAAAGAUUUAUAUGUCUGUCCCCCAGUCUGCAGACCCUGUCUCUGGAUGGGAAUCACUUGAGCUUCCUGCCCGAAGAGCUUGGCGGCCUAGCUCAGCUCAGCAGCCUGGGGCUUUCCUUCAACAACUUCCCCCACAUCCCUGGUGUUCUGGAUAGGCUGAGCGGCAUGGACAGGCUAGCCAUGGCUGGGAACCGGGUGGAGACCCUGGAGCUGGGGAUCCUGGCCAGGAUGAGCCACCUCAAGAACAUCGACCUGCGGUGAGGAACUAGACCAGUCUGUACUCUCUGCCCUCAUACGGGCCCCCUGUCUUUAUCUUUCUUUUCCUAGUUCUAUUUCUCUCUCUCUCUCUCUCUCUCUCUCUCUCUCUCUCUCUCUCUGUCUCUCUCUCUCUCACUCACUCACUCACUCACUCACUCACUCACUCACUCACUCACUCACUCACUCACUCACUCACUCACUCACUCACUCACACACACACAUCCCUCAGUGUAUACACUCUAUUCGUCAGUCACAGCAUGCAUAAUUCAAGAUCAAUACACAAUGGUAAUAAGAGCCCCCCUGUCAUUAAAUCUCACAGAGUUGGCAGCAACGGUUCAAUGUACUUCCACCCCCCCCCCCCCCCCCCCCCCCCCCCAAAUGCCCCCUACCCCGAUGCCUGACCCUGCCUCACUUAGGCAUUUUCAUAUAAAACACCUUUCUCAUCUCUCUAUCCAGUUCUGAUGCAGCCAUUGAUAGUGAGAUUGAUCCCCUAAAAACCUGCAGUAUCACCCCCCUUCACUCCCCGUCACUGUUUUAAAGUUUAGUCGUUAUUCAUCUCUCUCCUCCCAUCUUUCUACCUCCCUCUCUCUCUCCUCUCUUUGUCUCUCUCCCUCUCUCUUUCGCUCCCUCUCUCUUGCUCUGCCUCACCUUGAGAGUGAGUUAUGGGGUGGAUUUAUGGGGGGCUGGGUGCCUGCAGGAUUAGGAGGCCAGUUGGGCUCAUAAAAGGGAGAGGAGAGGUUCUGCAGAGUGAGAUCAGAUCAGGAAGAGGGAGACACACAGGGGCAGUCUGGAACUCAUCAGCCAGACAUAUUCUGUCUAGUGUCUGUCUGCUGUCAGCAUUCUAACCCAGUGUUCUGUUUGUCUGAUGCCAUUGCUUUAACCCCAUGUUGAUGUUAAUAUCUUGAUCCUAUGUUCUCUAUGUGUAUGAAGCCUGUGUGUUAAUUAAGCAAUAAGGCCCGAGGGGGUGUGUUGUAUGGCCAAUAUACCACGGCUAAGGGCUGUUCUUAGGUACAGCCCUUAGCCGUGGUAUAUUGGCCAUAUAUACCGCAACCCCCCGAGGUGCCUUAUUGCUAUUAUAAACUGGUUACCAACGUAAUUAGAGCAGUAAAAAUAAAUGUUUUGUCAUACCCGUGGUAUACCAUGGCUGUCAACCAAUCAGCAUUCAGGGCUCGAACCACCCAGUUUAUAAUGCUGUUUAUACCAUGGCAUUGUUGAAUACUAGUUUCUGAUUGGCUUGAAGGGCAUUCUAGAGUGUGCAUUAUUUCCCUAUAACUCAGUAUACAGUGGGGAAAAAAUGUAUUUAGUCAGCCACCAAUUGUGCAAGUUCUCCCACUUAAAAAGAUGAGAGAGGCCUGUAAUUUUCAUCAUAGGUACACGUCAACUAUGACAGACAAAUUGAUAAUUUUAUUCCAGAAAAUCACAUUGUAGGAUUUUUAAUGAAUUUAUUUGCAAAUUAUGGUGGAAAAUAAGUAUUUGGUCAAUAACAAAAGUUUCUCAAUACUUUGAUAUAUACCCUUUGUUGGCAAUGACGCAGGUCAAACGUUUUCUGUAAGUCUUCACAAGGUUUUCACACACUGUUGCUGGUAUUUUGGCCCAUACCUCCAUGCAGAUCUCCUCUAGAGCAGUGAUGUUUUGGGGCUGUCGCUGGGCAACACGGACUUUCAACUCCCUCCAAAGAUUUUCUAUGGGGUUGAGAUCUGGAGACUGGCUAGGCCACUCCAGGACCUUGAAAUGCUUCUUACGAAGCCACUCCUUCGUUGCCCGGGCGGUGGGUUUGGGAUCAUUGUCAUGCUGAAAGACCCAGCCACGUUUCAUCUUCAAUGCCCUUGCUGAUGGAAGGAGGUUUUCACUCAAAAUCUCACGAUACAUGGCCCCAUUCAUUCUUUCCUUUACACGGAUCAGUCGUCCUGGUCCCUUUGCAGAAAAACAGCCCCAAAGCAUAAUGUUUCCACCCCCAUGCUUCACAGUAGGUGUGGUGUUCUUUGGAUGCAACUCAGCAUUCUUUGUCCUCCAAACACGACGAGUUGAGUUUUUACCAAAAAGUUCUAUUUUGGUUUCAUCUGACCAUAUGACAUUCUCCCAAUCCUCUUCUGGAUCAUCCAAAUGCACUCUAGCAAACUUCAGACGGGCCUGGACAUGUACUGGCUUAAGCAGGGGGAUACGUCUGGUACUGCAGGAUUUGAGUCCCUGGCGGCGUAGCGUGUUACUGAUGGUAGGCUUUGUAACUUUGGUCCCAGCUCUCUGCAGGUCAUUCACUAGGUCCCCCCGUGUGGUUCUGGGAUUUUUGCUCACCGUUCUUGUGAUCAUUUUGACCCCACGGGGUGAGAUCUUGCGUGGAUCGAGGGAGAUUAUCAGUGGUCUUGUAUGUCUUCCAUUUCCUAAUAAUUGCUCCCACAGUUGAUUUCUUCAAACCAAGCUGUUGCAGAUUCAGUCUUCCCAGCCUGGUGCAGGUCUACAAUUUUGUUUCUGGUGUCCUUUGACAGCUCUUUGGUCUUGGCCAUAGUGGAGUUUGGAGUGUGACUGUUUGAGGUUGUGGACAGGUGUCUUUUAUACUGAUAACAAGUUCAAACAGGUGCCAUUAAUACAGGUAACGAGUGGAGGACAGAGGAGCCUCUUAAAGAAGAAGUUACAGGUCUGUGAGAGCCAGAAAUCUUGCUUGUUUGUAAGUGACCAAAUACUUAUUUUCCACCAUAAUUUGCAAAUAAAUUCAUAAAAAAUCCUACAAUGUGAUUUUCUGGAUUUUAUUUUUCUCAAUUUGUCUGUCAUAGUUGACGUGUACCUAUGAUGAAAAUUACAGGCCUCUCUCAUCUUUUUAAGUGGGAGAACUUGCACAAUUGGUGGCUGACUAAAUACUUUUUUUCCCCACAGUAUUUGCACUGUAGAAUUCAAUGGCUGUAGUUCUUACAUGUUCUAUGUUUGAGCUACUUUUGAAAGUAAAAUACAUAUUGAAAAUAUUAUUGGCAUUGUUGAAUUUAUAAUAGCAAGCUAGGACUUUUGGUUUGGUUAGCUAAACUAGCAAGUCUGUUUGAUUACGGAGGCAACUACUAUCGUUAUCUGGUAAACUUGGGAGCUACUUCAGUGGAUGUUGAACACAUUUCUACCUGCAAAUGAACCCAUUUCUAGCGGUAAAUAUGUUAAAUUAUAGCCAUGAUAUAAAAGGGAUAAUCAACUCGCAGCUCUAUGUGUUCUCCGGAAAAUAAUACAACUCUGUGGAAGGUCAGUUCCACUCCGCUAGCACGUCGUGGAGGAACACACCUUCCACAUAGCCCCUUGUUGAUUUUCCCUUACGUACUGUAUGAGGCCUUUGUGUAAAUGCUGUGUACUGUAUGCAGGCUGAACGGUCUGCGCUGGGUGAAGAGUGAGGCCCUGGAGGCGGUGAAGCAGGUGACCCAGCUGGACCUGAGGGACAACCACUUGGCCACACUGGACCUGAGCUCCAUCUGCAGCCUGGAAACUCUGCACUGCCAGAGAAACCAGCUGAGGGCGCUAACGCUGAGUGGCUUCACCCUGCGCACACUUCACGCCAGCAGCAACUGUGAGUGGAGCACCUACCUCCCUGGCCCUGUCUCUCCAGGCCCUCUACCACUGUUACAUAAUGCAUAUAGCCAUCCCUAGCUUGGCUGCUGAUCACUGCUUUUCCUCUACCCACAGGCCUGACCACGGUCAACAUCUACCCAGUACCCAACCAGCUGACACAGAUGGACCUAUCACGGUGAGUGCUGUGUGGCCAGGGCCUCAGUUUCUCAAUCAGGAAGGAAGAAGUGUUAUUAAUCCAUCAACACUUCUAAUCAUGAACCUGGUAUAUUGGUAGCUUUUUUCAUUUACAGUGCAUUCGGAAAGUAUCCAGAUCCCUUCACUUUUCCACAUUUUGUUACGUUACAGCCUUAUUCUAAAAUUGAUUUUAAAAAAUUAAAAUCCUCAUCAAUCUACACACAAUACCCCAUAAUGACAAAGCGAAAACAGGUUUUUAGAAAUGUUUGCAAAUGUAUUAAAAAUAAAAAACAGAAAUACCUUAUUUACAUAAGUAUUCAGACCCUUUGCUAUGAGACUCGAAAUUGAGCUCAGGUGCAUCCUGUUUCCAUUGAUCAUCCUUGAGAUGUUUCUACAACUUGAUUGGAGUCCACCUGUGGUAAAUUCAAUUGAUUGGACAUGAUUUCUAUAUAAGGUCUCACAGUUGGGACAUAGUAGCUCAUAGUAGCUCAGCCCGUGUAGCUCAGUUGGUAGAGCAUGGCGUUUGCAACGCCAGGGUUGUGGGUUCGUUUCCCACGGGGGACCAGUAUGAGAAAAAAAAGAAGAAAAAAAAGUGUAUGCACUCACUAACUGUAAGUCGCUCUGGAUAAGAGCGUCUGCUAAAUGACUAAAAUGUAAAUGUUGACAGUGAACGUCCGUGCAAACCAAGCCAUGUGAUCGAAUGAAUUGUCCGUAGAGCUCCGAGACAGGAUUGUGUCGAGGCACAGAUCUGGGAAUGGUACCAAAAACAUUCUGCAGCAUUGAAGAUUCCCAAGAACACAGUGGCCUCCAUCAUUCUUAAAUGGAAGAAGUUUGGAACCACCAAGACUCUUCCUAGAGCUGGCCUCCCUGCCAAACUGAGCAAUCGGGGGAGAAAGGCCUUGGUCAGGGAGGUGACCAAGAACCCGAUGGUCACUCUGACAGAGCUCCAGAGUUCCUCUGUGGGGAUGGGAGAACCUUCCAGAAGGACAACCAUCUCUGCAGCACUCUACCCAUCAGGCCUUUAUGGUAGAGUGGCCAGAUGGAAGCCACACCUCAGUAAAAGGCACAUUACAGCCCGCUUGGAGUUUGCCAAAAGGCACCUAAAGGACUCUCAGACCAUGAGAAACAAGGAAACCUGGCACCAUCCCUACGGUGAAGCAUGGUGGUGGCAGCAUCAUGCUGUGGGGAUGUUUUUCAGCGGCAGGGACUGGGAGACUAGUCAGGAUUGAGGGAAAGAUGAACGGAGCAAAGUACAGAGAGAUCCUUGAUGAAAACCUGCUCCAGAGCGCUCAAAACCUCAGACUGGGGUGAAGGUUCACCUUCCAACAGGACAACGACACUAAGCACACAGCCAAGACAACGCAGUAGUGGCUUCGGGACAAGUCUCUGAAUGUCCUUGAGUGGCCCAGCCAGAGCCCGGACUUGAACCCGAUUGAACAUCUCUGGAGAGACCUGAAAAUAGCUGUGCAAUGACGCUCCCCAUCCAACCUGACAGAGCUUGAGAGGAUCUGCAAAGAAGAAUGGGAGACACUCCCCAAAUAGAGAGGUGUGCCAAGCUUGUAGCGUCAUACCCAAGAAGACUCAAGGCUGUAAUCGCUGCCAAAAGUGCUUCAACAAAGUACUGAGUAAAGGGUCUGAAUACUUAUGUAAAUGUGAUAUUUCGGGGGGGGGGUUUUAAAUUCUAAAAACCUAUUUUUGCUUUGUCAUUAUGGGGUAUUGUGUGCAGAUUGAUGGGGGGAAAAAACGAUUUUAAUCCAUUUUAGAAUAAGGCUGUAACGUAACAAAAUGUGGAAAAAGUCAAGGGGUCUGAAUACUUUCCGAAUGCACUGUACAUGUACAGUUGGAGGUUAAAAUGUCUUAUAUCCCCUCUGACCUCUGUGCUGACUGUGACCUCUGUGACCUCUGUGACAGGAACCUGCUGGAGUACCUACCAGACUGGUUGUGUGACAGUAGGAAGAUGGAGGUGCUGGACGUCACACACAACUUCCUGUCUGAACUACCAGCCAGGUUAGUCUCCCUAUGAGGACUAGUUCAUCCUUCUCAAACUCCUCACUUCCAACUCAUCUAAAUAUGCUCUAAACAUGCAUAUUUGUUAAGGUAGAUUAAAGGCUGUUACUUACAUUGUCCAUCAUGUUGUACUAUAUGUUUAAUCCUUCCAUCUCGUAUCAUCCGGAUUUGGCUUUUAAACAGUCUGCAGUUAUUAUUAGAAUGAGCACCAUAUUAAUCUGGUUAACAUUGGGCAUCAUUUAGCCAAUGUCCAGACAGAAAUAACUGUCCCUAAAACAUCAGCAGAUGUGUUGACAGUCAGCUGAUGAGAGGAUUCCAUUGGCUGUGUGAAGCUAAUACACAGCUUUUCAUCUUUCUGUCAGCAGACUGUGAUGUCAGUAUGGCGAUGCUGGAGCACUCCGCUCAAAGCAACCGUCAUUUAACGUUACCCUUCAACACAACUAUUUGCAUUUGAAUAGACCAAAGCCUUCGCAAACAAGAUAAUAUUCGGCUCGACGGCGUAGCUGCAGAUGAGACCUCUGUGUUAUUAUUUCUGGAGUAAAUUGUGCUGUGUUGGUAUCUUUAGGCUGCCAAGUUCAAAAGGACAUUGAUGGAUUUGUUGUCUGUGGAGUUUCUGUGCCUCAAGAUUCCCCCCAGUUUCACAAGUGAUCAAAUUCACAGCAGGAGAUGAUGUUCUUUAUCUCUUCCUCUCCCUCUCCACUAGACUGCUCAGCAGCCUGAGUCUGAGGAAGCUGCUGGCUGGGAACAAUAGGCUCCAGAGACUGCCUGACCUACUUGACCACGUCCCCCUGGAAGCACUCGACCUCCAGCACAACAAGCUAGGCGAGCUCCCGGAGAGCCUCUUCUACAAGGCCUUAAAGUGGGUCAAUCCCCCUUCCUCUCUAUCUUCGCACCCACCCUCUCUCCUACCCUUCUCUUUGGUGUUUGUCCUCUCUCCCUCUCUCUCCAUUCCUGACAGGUGCUUUGGAGGCUGCAGCUGAUGCUCUGUCUCCCCCAGGGCCUGUGACGCUGCUGCUGUUGCUUUAACCCCUGAGCAGCAUUGGCCCUGUUCCUCUAUUCAACCACAACAACCAAUUAAAGGACAAAACAGGAUCGGGCAUAUUGAAAUGAAACACUGCCCUAUAUCCUCCCUACAUCAUGCAGUAGAAAUACAGUAUCAAUAUUUGAUGGGAUUGAAGUGGUUGGCAGUCUGUAAGAGAUGUCUUACUUCACAUAGACGUGGUGGCCCUGGUUCGCUGACUGGGUCCACUGGGCUGUAUCUGCCAGGCUCUGGAGUGUGUGGCUCUGAGGACCAGUCAGAGAGUCAGACUGUAACGUGAUCCCACCCCAGCAGCCUGACGCUCUACCGUUUCCUGUCUGAUAAAUCACUGGGCACCCAUUAGUCCUGGGCUACUCUACUCUGUCUCCCAUGCUGAGACAUCGAGUGCCAGUGUGACGGCUGUAAAGUGCCUCAUUGGUCAACAAUGUUUGUUUCUCAGUUAGUGUUACAAAAGAGCCACCAUUAGAAGAUGUAUUCUUAUUGAUUUUCUCCCUGUCAUCAUUUAUCUGAAUCCGUUUUGUUAAAGGAAAUGUAUGGCCAGAGUGUUGGUAACAAGAGCAUUUAACUCUCCUGUCAUAACAGCUUUAAGAGGAAGUUCUACAUUUUACACUAUGUCUAAAUCAUCUAAUGUUGACUUGAAAUUACACAUUUACAUCACUUACAUCACUGGCAAUUAAUCCUGGGUUCUUUCCUAUUUACAUACAUCUCUCUCUGCUCCUCCUCCUAGCUUAAAGUACCUGAACGUGUCAGCCAAUGCCCUGGAGAUAAUUCCCCCCAGCAGCCAAUCAGAGGAGAGCCUCAGCACCCUCCAGGAACUGUACCUGACAGGGAACAAACUGAAUGAGAACUGUGCCGCCCUGCUGGUGGGACACCAGAACCUCAGAGUCCUGCACAUGGCCUACAACCAGCUGCUCUCUUUCCCUGCCAGGUAACCAACUCCACACCCAGUUAAACUGCCUUCAUACAGUACCUAUGAAGAAUGGAAAUGCCUUCAAUCAGUUGAAGUAUUCUACACAGGGUUACCCACUACUUUAGAGAUUGCGUCUCAAUCAAAUCAAAUCAAAUCAAAUUUUAUUGGUCACAUGCGCCGAAUACAACAGGUGCAGACAUUGCAGUGGAAAUGUACUUACAGCCCUUAACCAACAGUGCAUUAUUUUAAACAAAAAAAGUAAGAAUAAACAACAACAACAAAAAAGUGUUGAGAAAAAAGAGCAGAAGUAAAAUAAGUGACGUAGGGAGGCUAUUAUCAGUAAAAUAACAGUGACAGUAGGGAGCUAUAUAUACAGGGGGGUACCGUUGCAGAGUCAAUGUGCGGGGGCACCGGCUAGUUGAGGUAUGUCUCAAGACAUAAUAUGUUUUCUAUUGCUCCUAAUAUACUGUAGCUAUUCUCUAGAUCUGAUAUGAGCCUUUGUUCUGUGUGGUUGAGACGUCUCUAUACUGCUCUGUGUGUGUGCAGUAAACUGAGUAAACUGGAGCUGCUGGAGGAGCUCAAUCUGAGUGGCAACAAGCUGAAGACCAUCCCCUCCACUGUGUCCAGCUGUAAGAGGCUACACACCCUCAUAGCACACUCCAACCACAUCAGUGUGUUCCCUGAGAUCCUCAACCUGCCAGAGAUCAAGGUCAGUUUCACUCAUAUCUGUUUAUAUGUGUGUUUAUGCAUAUGUCUUUUAGAUAUGUAUACAGUGCCUUGCAAAAGUAUUCAUCCCCCUUGGUGUUUUUCCUGUUUUGUUGCAUUACAACCUGUAAUUUAAAUAGAUUUUUAUUUGGAUUUCAUGUAAUGGACAUACACAAAAUAGUCCAAAUUGGUGAAGUGAAAUGAAAAAAAUAACAUAAAGGUGGUGCGUGCAUAUGUAUUCACCACCUUUGCUAUGAAGCCCCUAAAUAAGAUCUGGUGCUACCAAUUACCUUCAGAAGUCACAUAAUGAGUUAAAUAAAGUCCACCUGUGUGCAAUCUUAAGUGUCACAUGAUCUCAGUGUAUAUAUACACCUGUUCUGAAAGGCCCCAGAGUCUGCAACACCACUAAGCAAGGGGCACCACCAAGCAAGCGGCACCAUGAAGACCAAGGAGCUCUCCAAACAGAUCAGGGUCAAAGUUGUGGAGAAGUACAGAUCAGGGUUGGGUUAUAAAAAAAUAUCUGACGGAGCACCAUUAAAUCCAUUAUUAAAAAAUGUAAAGAAUAUGGCACCACAACAAACCUGCCAAGAGAGGGCCGCCCACCAAAACUCACGGACCAGGCAAGGAGGGCAUUAAUCAGAGAGGCAACAAAGACACCAAAGAUAACCCUGAAGGAGUUGCAAAGCUCCACAGCGGAGAUUGUAGUAUCUGUCCUUAGGACCACUUUAAGGCGUACACUCCACAGAGCUGGGCUUUAUGGAAGAGUGGCUAGAAAAAAGCCAUUGCUUAAAUAAAAAAAUAAGCAAACACGUUUGGUGUUGGCAAAAAGGCAUGUGGGAGACUCCCCAAACAUAUGGAAGAAGGUACUCUGGUCAGAUGAGACUAAAAUUGAGACUUUUGGCCAUCAAGGAAAACGCUAUGUCUGGCUCAAACCCAACACCUCUCAUCAUCCCGAGAACACCAUCGGCGUGGACUGGGAAACUGGUCAGAAUUGAAGGAAUGAUGGAAGGCGCUAAUAAAUACAGGGAAAUUCUUGAGGGAAACCUGUUUCAGUCUUCCAGAGAUUUGAGACUGGGACGGAGGUUCACCUUCCAGAAGGACAAUGACCCUAAGCAUACUGCUAAAGCAACACUCAAGUGGUUUAAGGGGAAACAUUUAAAUGUCUUGGAAUGGCCUAGUCAAAUCCCAGACCUCAAUCCAAUUGAGAAUCUGUGGUAUGACUUAAAGAUUGCUGUACACCAGCGGAACCCAUCCAACUUGAAGGAGCUGGAGCAGUUUUGCCUUGAAGAAUGGGCAGAAAUCCCAGUGGCUAGAUGUGCCAAGCUUAGAGAGACAUACCCCAAGAGACUUGCAGCUGUAAUUGCUCCAAAAGGUGGCUCUACAAAGUAUUGACUUUGGGGGGGUGAAUAGUUAUGCACGCUGAAGUUUCUUCUUUUUUUUGGGGGGUCUUAUUUCUUGUUUGUUUCACAAUAAAAAAUAUUUUGCAUCUUCAAAGUGGUAGGCAUGUUGUGUAAAUGAAAUGAUCCAUUUUAAUUCCACGUUGUAAGGCAACAAAAUAGGAAAAAUGCCAAGGGGGGUGAAUACUUUCGCAAGCCACUGUAUAUCUAUUACAAUGUUAUAAUGUGUAACAGUGUGUGUGUUAUCUUUUCCCACUCCCCUCUCUCUCUGUGUGUGUGUGUGUGUGUGUAUAUAUAUAUAUAGCUGGUGGACCUGAGCUGUAAUGAGCUGACUGAGAUCCUACUGCCAGACUCUCUACAGGCCACCCUGCACGAACUGGACCUGACUGGCAACAGCAGCCUCUUGCUGGAGCACAAAACACUCAACCUGUUCAGGUGACACACAGAGACCACAGUGUCAGACCGCACAGAAAAGUAUCAGGCCACUGGUGUACUUCGAAAUGCUAUGAGAUAAAUGAUAUUCUUAGACGUGUGCUACGGCGUGAAUGAUUGUUCGGUCCAGUGCGUAGUGAGGUAAUCUCUUUGUCUCUCCUCAGUCACAUCACCACCCUGAAGCUGGACCAGAAGCCAGCUAUGACCACCGGCGACUCCCUGGGCUCCUCCACCCUGUGGAACCACGGUUACUCUGAGAUGAGCGGACAGAGGAACAAGUGAGCACAAGGGAGGGAGGAAGGAGGGCUGAGGGAGAGAGAGUUACUUUAUGAGACAGUGAGUGAGCGUGUGUGAGAGAGCAUGAUAGUGUUUUGUGCCUGUGUGAAGCCCCAAUUUAUGACGAUAUUCUGAUGAGAGGGUAUAAAUGGGAUUAUGAGAUCAUGUGUGGUUUUAGAGAGCGUCUUUAAGAAGGUCAGAGGAAAUAGCAUUUCCUCUUUCAGGGAAUCGCUGUGAGCAGCACUACAUUAAAUGGUCUGAGAAGAGGAUGUGCAUAGUCCAUAUCAGCCAGUUUCUUUUCUGCUCUGCCUCUUGGCUGGGCUCCUAUUUUAAACCCCACCCGGGGCUAUAAUAUGCAUCUAUGGAGGAGUUACUUAGUUAUCUAACUGUACAGCCCCAGCACAGCUUCCACUGCCUGGGUGAAUGUCCGGCGGGGCUGGCCUCAAGGCCCCUGGGCAGUGGAUCUUGUUUAAUAGUAGGGAAGGCGGUGAAGCCUAAUACUUCCUGUGGAUAAAAUGGGUAUAAAGCAGGGUCCCCUGCAUCAUUGAUGGUGGCCCAAUGUGCCUGACUGCUGCCCUAACAGGGCCUCACAGGGUCAUGACCACCACAGUGUCACGAGGCCGUGUCUGGUGUCACACCCACCCCCUGCUGCCUCCGUAGGAAUGGGGCUCUGUCUGACUGUUUAAGUAUAAUAAUAAUAAUAAUAAUAUGCCAUUUAGCAGACGCUUUUAUCCAAAGCGACUUACAGUCAUGCGUGCAUACAUUUUUUUUGUGUAUGGGUGGUCCCGGGGAUCGAACCCACUACCUUGGCGUAUUUGAGCAAGAUUGUAUGCUUAUGAGCAAGAUUGUAUAACGGGAUUUACACAAAGUGUAAACACAUUUUGUUUACACUUUUUCUGUUAAUCUUAUCUAUAUUUAUGGUAUUUUCUCUUCCUUGGGGACAGGUUGUGUGUGUCUGUGCUGGCAGUGGACCGCUUUGGGGACAGCGUUGAGGCGGCCUAUGGCAUCUUCGACGGAGACCGCAAUGAGGAAGUGCCUCGUCUGCUGCAGUGCACCAUGGGAGAUGUGCUGUCGGAGGAGCUGCUGCAUUCCAGUGUGGACAGUGUGUACAUGAGUAACACCUUCCUCACCUCACACAGGUAUGAGCAUCAUGUAUACACAGACACACACCCAAGGACAUGCGCACACACACAGACAGAAAUUACUCUAAUACAAGCUAAAUGUAAUGCACAUUUCAGUAUCCUAUGAAUUACUGUUGCCCCAUAGGGAAGACAAUCCUACAAUUGUACUGUUCAUUUACAUUUGAUUGACUUAAUUCACAACUGCAUUAGCAACUGAUAGUUGCAUUCUGUAAUGUAUGAUGCAGGAAACUGGGCAUGGCUGGUCAGAAGCUGGGUGCAUCUGCCCUGCUAUGCUACAUCCACCACGAGCCGUCGGAGCUGGGCAGCUACUUCAGCCUGACGGUGGCCAACGUGGGCAGCUGCCAGGCGGUGCUGUGUCGAGAUGGCCAGCCCCUGCCCCUCUCCAAGGUCUUCAGCCUGGAGCAGAGCACCGAAGAGAUGGAGAGGGUCAAACUCAGCAAGGCUAUCAUAACUGAGGUACUGUGGGGAAUUACGUGUGUGUGCGUGGGAAUGCACAUCUUUGUGAGUGCCUUUGUGUUCAUUAAGAUCUACUUGUUAGUUAACGUUUGAUGUGAUGCCUUAUGCUCAGAGGUAUUCAUUUGUAUUCAAAGUGCAGAGCUGAGUCCCCUCCUGUGUUAUUGUGUUGCAGGAUAAUAAGGUGAGUGGAGUGACAUGCUGCUCUCGCCUGCUGGGCUGCUCUUAUCUGUCUCCCUGGGUGCUGCCCAAGCCCUGGGUGCGCACCGAGCCCCUGUGUUCCCAGGACGAGUUCCUGAUCCUGGGGAACCGGGCGCUGUUUGAGAGGGUGUCCUACCAGGAGGCCGUGUGCACCGUGCAGGCCGUGAGGGACCCCCGCGCUGCUGCCAAGAAGCUCUGCACGCUGGCCCAGAGCUACGGCUGCCGGGACAAUGUGGGGGCGGUGGUGGUGUCCCUGCACAUCGGGGAGGACAGCUGUACCUGUGAGCCCGCUCUCGCCAAUACUGGGACUGAACCCCGGGGACCCCCUCCAACACCCCUCCCUGUCUCUGCUCCCCCAGGGGACCCGGCCACGCCCUCCUCCAGCAGUGGCAUCGCCUCAGAGUUCAACAGCGAGACUUCAGCCUCGGAGGUGGGGAGUGAGGCAGGCUCCACGGCCUCUGACGAACACCCCUCCUCUGGCCCCACGGCCCGACCUGAGAGGCGCUGUAGCCUCCACCCUGCAGCCACGCUCUGUGGCCCCACGGGACCCGGCUCAGCCGGGGUAGGGGGGCCCCACCCAGUCCUGUUCCAGCGCCAGCCCUCCUGUGCCACCUUCUCCAGUAACCAGUCUGACAACGGGCUGGACAGUGAUGACGAGGCUCCACUAGAGGGGGUCAUCUCCAACGGGAGCAAGCUGGAGGUGGAGGUGGACAUCCACUGCUGUGCUUUCCAGAUCCGCUCUGGGCCCCCCGCGAGCCCCAAGGACCACAACCUGGACAAGACACGCUCGGACUACCCCAACGGAAAGAUGCGGCGUCAGAACAGCGUGGUGGUGUCAGCCACUAACGGCUGCCUGCUGGCUGUGUGUGGCAGGGAGAUCUCCGACCUGAAGAAGUCCCCCUCCACCUCCAGCCUCUUUGGGAAGAAGCUCUCCAACGGCUCCGUGGUGGCCCCGGAAGAUAGCCACAACCUCAUCGAGGUAGCCCUGGAGGCCCCUAAGAAGAAGACGGGUUACUUCACUGCCCCCGCCCAGCAGGACCCUGAGGACCAGCUGGUAGUGCCUCCCAGUCUAGAGCAGGAUGUUAGGGAACAGCUGAGGGGCCAGAACCCUAUGGUCCCAGGACCUCCACCCCCUUCCACACCCCCCUCCAUCAGAGACCCUGUGUGGGACCACCCCAACCCCCCUGCCCCCAUGCUGCCCCAGCGGGACCUCGCCCCCAACACUAUCCCUGCCCUACAGCAUGAAGUCUAUGAUACUGCCCUC
Coregonus sp. 'balchen' is the source of this 24401-nucleotide messenger RNA. The record is from the annotation of a GenBank genome assembly. NCBI's taxonomy places the organism in Eukaryota, Metazoa, Chordata, Actinopteri, Salmoniformes, Salmonidae.